This is a messenger RNA of Quercus lobata, 1686 nucleotides long. Its product is annotated as ATPase complex subunit. The record is from RefSeq and is a predicted model, not a curated record. Gene Ontology annotation, biological process: mitochondrial proton-transporting ATP synthase complex assembly. The transcript is spliced from 8 exons. Gene Ontology annotation, cellular component: mitochondrial inner membrane. Lineage: Eukaryota; Viridiplantae; Streptophyta; Magnoliopsida; Fagales; Fagaceae. Bases 165 to 980 code for a protein of 271 amino acids.
AGACCCAAUAUGUCAACACCUAACCAAGCCCACAGCUCAGCUCCACAGUCACUCAUAGCUGAGAAGUGAGAACCAGCUUUCAGAGAAAGUCCGUACAAUCCUUCUUCUUCCUAAUCCUAGGGUUCUUCAGAGAGAGAAGCUUAGGCACUAAUCAGAUUGAAAAGAUGCAGAGUUUGAAGCGAUUGACCCACCAAGCUUCUUCUUCAACCCGAGCUACUCUAUUGGGUGCUCAGCUUUCAAGCCACCAAGACAAGUUCUUUCUUCAUCCUACUCGUCAGCAUUUAGCUCAAAGGUCUUCCAUUCGCUUCCUCGACAUUUACCAGCUGGGAAACAAAGCAGCAAUCGAGAAAGAGCGUGCUCGACUUGCAGAUGAGAUGAACCGGGGAUACUUUGCCGAUAUUUCAGAACUUAACCAACAUGGUGGUAAGAUUGCAAUGGCAAAUAAAAUUAUAAUUCCUGCAAUGGCAGCCGUAAAGUUUCCUGUGUUAGAAGUGAACUACUCUGAUGGUACAACAGUGAAGUUGCCAAAAACUUCCAAUGGAGAGAUUGUUGAUGUGGACAAAUCAGCUAUCCCAAAGGCAUCUUUGAUAUGUCUUUCAUUCCGUGCAAACUCUCAGGCAAUGAUUGAUUCUUGGAGUGGGCCUUUUAUUGAUGCUUUUAGUAAUUCAAAAGACGUUCAGCUAUAUGAGGUAUCAUUUAUAGACUCAUGGUUCUUACGUUUGAACCCUAUUAAGCGGCUGCUUCUUCGGAUAAUGAAAAAAUCUAAUGGAGGGAAGGAUGCUCUUCAGAAGCAGAUUGUAUAUUCAUUCGGUGACCAUUAUUACUUCAGAAAAGAACUAAAAGUUCUGAACCUUCUCACUGGGUAUAUUUUUCUACUUGACAAAUUUGGUAGAAUAAGAUGGCAAGGCUUUGGAUUGGCAACGCAAGAGGAGUUGUCAUCCCUGCUUUCUUGCGCAUCGCUUCUUUUGGAAGAGAAAUGAGUGAUAUUGGCUUGUGAAAAGGAUUGGGAAGAAAGAGUUGUCAUGGUGGCAUUUGUAAUAAGCCUCUUGGCCCAAUGGAUCUGGGGAUUCAGAUCUGUAAGGGGCCUCUGUUUUGUAGCUGUGAGACCUGCAAAUUAGCUUUUGAAAAAGCAACUGAUGUAGAAUAACUUUCAUCUUUAUGAAAUUUGAGGGGAAAAAAAUCUACAAAAUUUACGAUGAGCAGGAAUGAAAUAGUUCUUUAUUCUUGGUCUUCUAAACUUUAUUUCUUUCAUUCCACUAUAAAAGUCAAAUGUAACAGUUUCUUUCAUUUUAUGUAAAGUUACAUUUAAAAUUUUCUAUUACAGUACAUAUGUUACCACGUUAAAGUCUUCCCAUUGCAUAAUGGAAAAGAACUUGUUGUGGUGGUGACACUCUUGCUCCAGACUCCAGGCUCCAGCAGUACAAGCAGAUGGAGUGCAAAAUUUAUUUAAUAGUGCAAACUUAAAAGUUCCUGUCUGGCAAGGAUGCUUUGAUGAGAUCUACAAAAGAGAGAGAGAGAGAGAGAGAGAGAGAGAGAGAUUCUCUUCUAAAAGAAUAUGUAUUUUCAAAGAUGCUUUUGAGACCAAACUCUAGAGAUAGAGAAUAUGUUAUGAGAUAUGUAAUGUCAUAAUAUGUGUCUUUCCUUUUUGCCACAGAUUAAUGAAAAGUCACCUAUGUUGUGGAUGAA